Oppiella nova is the source of this 668-nucleotide messenger RNA. The record is from the annotation of a GenBank genome assembly. NCBI's taxonomy places the organism in Eukaryota, Metazoa, Arthropoda, Arachnida, Sarcoptiformes, Oppiidae.
CUCUAAAUGACAGGAAAGCAUCACUUUGUGAUCAAUUGUGGGAUCCGUUGACAAUCACAGACAAUAUGCAGAGAAGUCUUUGUCCGACUCAACGCAACAAACGAAAGUCAGACCCAAAUGACGAGUCGUCGGCAUCUGGCAAACGGUUUGUCACACCAUUGAGGCGACCGUUGAGGCCAUUGAAGAAAGUGAGUGUUAAUAUCACUUUCGGUCAACACUUCGGACACCAGACUAUCGACCAGAAGGUGGCUCACGAGGAAUACAUCCGCAAGAUAUUAAGCAAACCCUUUGUUAUACCCAUCAAAGGAUAUAAAGGCGGUUCCUAUCGAUCACUGGGAGUACGUCUGAGCGGAGGUCGGCGUCCACUACACGAUCCGGAAGCAGACAAUGCGCUCAUACUAUGGACUCCUCCAGUGAUGACCAAAGAUGAGGCGCUGAAAGUGAAGCCAAACGACCAGAAGGUUCACGUGGUUAUGGAUCCCAUUCUGACGAAUGUUCUUCGGCCGCAUCAGAGAGAAGGCGUGAAAUUCAUGUGGGAUUGCGUGACAGGAGUGCACAUUGAGGGCAGUUAUGGCUGUAUUAUGGCUGAUGAGAUGGGUUUGGGAAAGACUCUUCAGUGCGUUUCACUCGUCUAUACUCUCCUCAAACAAAGCCCGGACUGUAAGCCA